UCUGACCAAUCACUCAAAAUCAAACAACAAAAUAAAUUAUAAACAAGAAGCAAGUGGAAGUGAAUAAUAGUGAACACGAAAUUAAGAAAAUAUCGUCUUUUUUUUAUCUUCUGUUUAUAUUAUUUAAAUUUAUAAGUUCUAUAAUUUCAUAGGUGUAAUGCAAAACAAUUUGCAGCAACAAAAUACAAUGGUCAACCAAAUGCCAGUUGGGCAUUUGCAACAGAACAAUGGGGUGGUUGGAAAUUCCAUGCUGCAUGAAAACCAAAUGGUACAGCAGAAUAUGGUAGAACCUCAGCAAGUGCAAGGUGUUCAAACUAUUCAUCAGACUCCUGUGCCACAGCAAAAUCAUACUCCAAACUCAAUCAUGAUGCCCAAAACCUCACAGCACAUAAGUUCUAAUAAUACCACUGCAAGUGUGGCGGAUGCACCACAAGUCGUUACUAAGCAAAGAUUACAGGAUUUAGUGAAAGAGAUAGAUUCAACAUUAAAUCUUGAAGAUGAAGUUGAAGAGAUUUUGUUGUCAUAUGUUGAUGAGUUUGUCGAUAGAUGUCUAAAUGGAGCUGCACUAAUUGCCAAGAAUAGACAUUGCAACAGUAUUGAGGUUAAAGAUGUCCAACAAUUUUUAAAUCGCAACUACAAUAUGUGGACCCCAGGAUUUGGAACAGAUGAGUUAAAACCUUAUAAGAGAAGUUUAACUACAGAAGCUCACAAACAGAGAACUGCACUGAUAAGAAAAACCCUAAAAAAAUAUUAACUUUUGUAGGUAAAUUUUCUUGAAAACUAUAUUUGUAUAUAAUCUUCUUUUAAGUCAAAUAAUAUUAGCUAUAGUGCGUUACUUUUUAUUUUCCAUGUGUUUUUUUAUAUGUUUAUUGGUUGAAUAAUGUCUGUUUAAGAUUUCAUCAAUUUAUCUCAUUUUAAACUAGAGUUAUUUUUUUUUUUUUAAUAAUUUUGAAAUAACAAUUAUAAUACAAAAAAAAAUUACUGAGAUCGAACAUAAUUAAAGUAUUGUUAAAUCUAAA
Molecule: messenger RNA, 1019 nt
Organism: Anthonomus grandis grandis
Lineage: Eukaryota; Metazoa; Arthropoda; Insecta; Coleoptera; Curculionidae
Gene: Taf12
Product: transcription initiation factor TFIID subunit 12
Exons: 3
Coding region: 158-754 (198 amino acids)
Biological process (GO): RNA polymerase II preinitiation complex assembly; DNA-templated transcription initiation
Cellular component (GO): transcription factor TFIID complex; SAGA complex; SLIK (SAGA-like) complex
Molecular function (GO): TBP-class protein binding; protein heterodimerization activity; DNA binding
Source: RefSeq, a predicted model, not a curated record